AUGGCAGCUUGGGGUGUGCUGAAAGCAGUCUUGGUAGAUCUCAAUGGCACACUUCACAUUGGAGACUCAGCUGUGCCGGUCUCACAGGAAGCUCUUAAAAGGCUGCGCAGCACUCCUGUCACCAUUCGUUUUGUGACAAACACAAUGAAGGAGUGCAAGAGGGACCUGCUGGAAAGUUUGACCAAACUGGGGUUUGACAUUGCAGAAAAUGAGAUCUUCACCUCUCUGACAGCAGCCAGAAAUCUUCUGGAGCAAAAGCAGGUGUGGCCUCUCCUCCUGGUGGAUGAUAAGGCCCUGCCUGACUUCACAGGGAUAGCCACUGAUGACCCCAGUGCAGUUGCAGUGGUAGUUGGAUUGGCCCCUAAGCACUUUCACUAUGAGAUGAUGAACAAAGCCUUUCAGUAA
Molecule: messenger RNA, 405 nt
Organism: Calypte anna (Anna's hummingbird)
Lineage: Eukaryota; Metazoa; Chordata; Aves; Apodiformes; Trochilidae
Product: haloacid dehalogenase-like hydrolase domain-containing protein 2
Exons: 4
Coding region: 1-405 (134 amino acids)
Molecular function (GO): phosphatase activity
Source: RefSeq, a predicted model, not a curated record